Messenger RNA from Marmota monax (woodchuck), 1326 nucleotides. It is a transcript of the gene Ptpn20, whose product is annotated as protein tyrosine phosphatase non-receptor type 20. Gene Ontology annotation, molecular function: protein tyrosine phosphatase activity. Lineage: Eukaryota; Metazoa; Chordata; Mammalia; Rodentia; Sciuridae. The transcript has 11 exons. Gene Ontology annotation, biological process: protein dephosphorylation. The record is from RefSeq and is a predicted model, not a curated record. Bases 1 to 1326 code for a protein of 441 amino acids.
AUGCCGAGUAAGAAUGUGAAGAAGACUUGGCAGACACAGAAUGCCGAACUGCCAAUUUGUGGACAACUGAAGAACCUGACACAUCAGGCCCAAGGAAAUGGUAAGGAAGAAAAUGAGCCUGAUUCAGAACAAAUGAAUUUCGGUAAGAGUUUGCCUUCAUCAAGUAAGAAAAAGACAACUAGAUCAAAGGUUUUACAAAAUAAAGUUAACUCAGAGAAGAUGAAACCUUCUAAGAAAUUCUCACUCAGAAGUAGUGCUGCUGAGGAUCUUUUUCAAGAGCCUUCAGAAAGUGAGAGUGAUCAAAAUGUGUGGAAUGCCAGUGCCGCCUUGAAAAGAGACAGGUGGAACAGUGAUGAUGAAGAGUCUGCAGGGACAUCAAAGACUGACUCUCCUGAAUUUGCUGAUACAACAGACAUUGUUUCUGAAGAAGAGCUAGCUCAGUUGGCUCAAAUUCAACCACUGAUAUUCAAUUUUAAUGAACGAUUAGCCAUCAAGAAUUGUUUGAAAAUGCUUGCAAAUAAAGUAGCAGAAAAUGGUACCACUCAGGAAUUUAUGGAUUUGGAACUUAAGAAUCUACCUGGUGAGUUCAACUAUGGGAAUGAACCAUUGAACAGAGAAAAAAACAGAUACAGAGAUAUUCUUCCAUAUGAUUCAACACGUGUUCCUCUUGGAGAAAGCAUGGACUACAUCAAUGCUAGUUAUAUUAGAAUAGUCAAUCAUGGAGAAGAGAAUUUUUAUAUUGCUACCCAAGGACCACUGCCACACACUACAAAUGACUUCUGGCAAAUGGUUUUGGAAAAUAAUUCUGAUGUUAUUGCCAUGAUAACCAGAGAUGUGGAGGAUGGAGUUACGAAAUGCCACAAUUACUGGCCCAUUUCACUGAAGACGCCUUUGGAGUUGAAACACCUUCGUAUCUUCCAGGAGAAAUACCAGAUACUUAAAUAUUUCAUCAUUCGAAUAUUUCAAAUUGUGGAGAAGUCUACAGGAACUAGCCACUCUGUAAAACACUUGCAGUUCACUAACUGGCCAGACCAUGGCACUCCUACUUCAGCAGAUGAUUUCAUAAAAUAUGUUCGUUAUGUAAGGAAGAGCCACCUUACAGGACCUAUAGUGGUUCAUUGCAGUGCUGGUGUAGGCCGAACAGGGGUAUUCAUAUGUGUGGAUGCUGUGUUCUGUGCUAUUGAAAAGAACUUUUCAUUCAGCUUUGAGAAUAUAGUGACCCAAAUGAGAGAACAACGUUCUGGCAUGAUUCAAACAAAGGAGCAGUAUCAAUUUUGCCAUGUAAUUGUGCUUGAAGUUCUUCGGAAACUUCUGAGUUUGAAUUGA